Messenger RNA from Vanessa atalanta (red admiral), 807 nucleotides. RefSeq lists its product as uncharacterized. Gene Ontology annotation, biological process: proteolysis. The transcript has 6 exons. Lineage: Eukaryota; Metazoa; Arthropoda; Insecta; Lepidoptera; Nymphalidae. Gene Ontology annotation, molecular function: serine-type endopeptidase activity. The coding region runs from base 1 to 807 and encodes 268 amino acids. The record is from RefSeq and is a predicted model, not a curated record.
AUGAAGAGGAGAAUUGUUUAUACUUGCUUACCCGAAGCUUAUGGACUAGUUUACGAUCAACUGGAAGAAUGGUCCAAGCUCGACAUAGCACUGGUUAAAGUCGACCAGAAGUACAAAUUCAAGGACAGAUCGUACAUACAGUAUUGUGCGUACAUGCCAACGAAAAUUAAUGUCAACUUCGAUGUUAAGUACGAAGCAGCUGGAAGAAUGGCCAUUAUGUUGGGUUGGGGCCACUUCAUUAAAUGGCGAGAGAUCGAGGAUAAAACCGAUUACAACCAGAAUACACUUCGUUUCGCUUCGACUACGAUAUUUUCAAAGCAAGAAUGCAAAAAAUAUUUUAAUAAACCUAACCUAAGUGAUCUUAUAGAUAAUUUCAUGAUCUGCACGUACGAGCCAGGUGACCUCGAUGACAAAGGUCAAGUUAAACAUAACCGACGAAAACAUAUUAUUAAUUUAAACGACACAAUUGAAACUGCAGAGAACGACCACGGCGGUCCUCUUAUAAGUUGGGUGGAGGGCGCGGAGUACGUCAUCGGCGUGGCCUCAGUGUUCAGAGUGAAUGGCAAGUCAGAGUGCAUAGGCCCUUAUCUCUUCACGAGUACCGCUCGCAACAGGAUUUUUAUUGAUUGCGUUCUUAAUGAGAAAAAUAAUUUAAGGAGAAGUUCCAUAUGUGAUAAGCCAGCCAUUGAGAGGGGCUUCAAUAUCAUAGAACAUCACGUACCUUGGAUCGAAAAAUCUGACGGCCCUGCUCAAAAUGAGAAGAUACAGAAAAGACCUCAGAUUCCAAUCAGCAAUUAUAGAGGGUAA